Messenger RNA from Protopolystoma xenopodis, 285 nucleotides. The record is from the annotation of a GenBank genome assembly. NCBI's taxonomy places the organism in Eukaryota, Metazoa, Platyhelminthes, Monogenea, Polystomatidea, Polystomatidae.
AUGCAACACGAGAAGGCGGACAAACAUGAUUGCUCAGGAGAGUAUCGCAUCAAAUGCGGCAACUGUGAGCAGAAAUAUAUCGGUAAAACAGGAAGAAAAAUCGGCCUACAAAUCAAGGAACAUCAAAGACUCUGCAGGAACAUGGAUACGGAAAGAUCCAAAAUAACGGAACACAUUGCACAAACGGGGCACGAAAUCGACUGGAAAUCGCCCUGUUGUGGCAGAUCUAAUGUGGCCUCAUCACACUUGCUAUUCACCCCGACCCCCUAUCUUUUGAUCGGCUGA